AUGGGCGAUGCUACUGUGGAUAUUGCAAAUCAGGUGACUGUUAUCGGAGCAGGCCCAGCAGGUCUCAUGCUAGCUUGCACUCUUGCACGCUACGGAAUCCAGGUCGCUAUUCUCGAUGACAGACCUUCUUCAACUGCAACCGGUCGAGCCGAUGGCCUGCAACCUAAAACCAUUGAGACACUCAAACAACUCGGUCUUGCGGAUUCUUUACUUGAUAGAGGUGUCAAGGUGUACGAUAUCUGUUACUGGGCAAGUACUUCACAGUUAACGGAUGAAAAGCUUCAUCGUACGGCCAGAGAAAUUCAUUACCCAAAAGAUAUAGUCGAUUUGUUGGAUCCGAAUCUUUUACUCAUUCACCAAGGAAUGAUUGAAGAUAUAUUUAUCCAGGAUCUGAGAGCCCGGGGAGUCGAGGUACAAAGAAAUUCUUCUUUCGUUGAACUCGUACAGCCGACCUCUGAAAGUGAGGAUAUAGUCGUAAAGUACAAAGAUGUCCAGACAGGUGAAGAUAAGCUUUUGAAAACAAAAUAUCUUGUAGGAUGCGAUGGAGCGCAUUCGAAUGUAAGAAAAUGCAUUGAUGGUGCAGAUAUGGAAGGAGAUCAGAGUGGGAGUGUGUGGGGCAUCUUGGAUGCAGUAAUCGAAACGAAAUUUCCGGACUUAUGGAGUAAGACUAUAGUUCAAUCGGAGAAAGGAGCAAUUCUUUCCAUUCCAAGAGAGCGAAAUAUGACGAGACUCUAUAUUGAGUUGCAGGACACAGCAGAGGAGGACUCCAAAGAAGUUAUUCAAGAUUUUGUGAUGAAGAGAGCCGAGGAGAUUUUCAGUCCAUAUAAACUGACGUGGAAGCGCAUCGAAUGGUUUGCUGUAUAUAAGUUUGGACAGCGAGCAGCCAAACGCUUCUCAGAUAAUACACAGCGCGUUUUCAUUGUUGGAGAUGCUGCACACAACCACUCCCCAAAAGCCGCGCAGGGUAUGAAUGUAUCGAUGCACGACUCAUUCAAUCUUUCAUGGAAAUUGGCCCUUACCAUCAAAUCUGUUGCACUCCCCUGUCUUUUGGAAACAUAUACACAAGAACGACAGGCUGUUGCUCGAGAUCUCCUCGCGUUCGAUUUCGAACAUGCCAAUGCUUACUCUGCUGGAGACCCAGUAGCGCUUGCCGAGAACUUUGCCCAAAACAUUAGAUUUAUUUCUGGACUUGCAGAAUAUGGCAGGAAUAUUUUGAACGCAGAAGCUGAUGAAAUACAACCCAAAGGAUCUAAAAUAAGAUUGAGCGGCGAAAGAAGUGGUGGUGUAUUGCGACCUGGUGCGCUGCUCCCACCCGCUAGGGUGACCAGAUAUGUUGAUGCAAACCCUGUCGAUUUACAGCUUGAUAUUCCUCUGCUUGGGCAAUUCCGCAUCUUUUUCUUCGUAUCAGACGUUCAUCGAUGGUCUGAUUGUCUGGGUUAUAUUCUCCAAAGAUUUUCUAAUCUUACACAAGCCCUCGACCGCACUUCUGUUGCCGCAAAUUCUUUUAUACAAAGAGAGACUGAAGUGGAUGAAUAUGUUCAACCAAUCAGGUAUAUAGGUGUAAGUAGGCUGUUCACGUACGCAUUGGUGACGGAGAUGGAUAGAGAAAAGUUCGAGAUCGCAGAUUUACCAAUAAGCUUGCAAGAAAGCAGCUGGACAAUCUAUUUGGACGAUAUUCCUCAAGACGCUGGAGAUUCUUACUUAUACAAAGACAGCUAUACGAAAAAAUGGGUCGGCGACGUCAAAGAUGAUGAGAUCGUUGUGUUAAAUGUCAGACCCGAUGGAUACGUUGGUUCUCUUAAAAUGUUUUGUAUGUCUAGUAACGGAAGUGAAGAUGUUGGUGUCGAGGUCGCAAAGUGGUUGGAGGACUACUAUAGUGAAUUCCUGAAAACCCAAUUGUGA
Molecule: messenger RNA, 1902 nt
Organism: Botrytis fragariae
Lineage: Eukaryota; Fungi; Ascomycota; Leotiomycetes; Helotiales; Sclerotiniaceae
Product: putative phenol 2-monooxygenase protein
Exons: 5
Coding region: 1-1902 (633 amino acids)
Molecular function (GO): FAD binding
Source: RefSeq, a predicted model, not a curated record